Molecule: messenger RNA, 351 nt
Organism: Dromiciops gliroides (monito del monte)
Lineage: Eukaryota; Metazoa; Chordata; Mammalia; Microbiotheria; Microbiotheriidae
Product: myosin light polypeptide 6-like
Exons: 1
Coding region: 1-351 (116 amino acids)
Cellular component (GO): myosin II complex
Molecular function (GO): structural constituent of muscle
Source: RefSeq, a predicted model, not a curated record
AUGCGGGCCCUGGACCAGAACCCCACCAAUGCUGAGGUGCUCAAGGUCUUAGGGAAUCCCAAGAGUGAUGAGAUAAAUAUGAAGGUGCUGGACUUUGAACACUUUCUGCCAAUGCUGCAGACCGUAGCAAAGAAUAAGGCCCAGGGCACAUAUGAAGACUACGUAGAGGGGCUUUGGGUGUUUGAUAAGGAAAUGAAUGGCACAGUUGUGGGGGCUAAAAUACCGCAGGUCCUCAUAACUCUGGGUGAGAAAAUGACAGAGGAAGAAAUGGAAGUCUUAGUGGCAGGGCAUGAGGACAGCAAUGGUUGUAUCAACUAUGAAGAGCUAGUCCGGAUGGUCCUGAAUGGCUGA